Messenger RNA from Exophiala xenobiotica, 2854 nucleotides. RefSeq lists its product as uncharacterized. NCBI's taxonomy places the organism in Eukaryota, Fungi, Ascomycota, Eurotiomycetes, Chaetothyriales, Herpotrichiellaceae. Bases 1529 to 1951 code for a protein of 140 amino acids. The transcript has 2 exons. The record is from RefSeq and is a predicted model, not a curated record.
GUCCAUGGUGCCAUCUUAGAUCCCUGGCCCGGAAUACAAGCUCAAGCAACAAGAAAUGCCACAUGCCUCAAUACUGGGCAUCUAUCUGGCCGCAAUCAAGCUCCCUCCCUAGCCUGGUCAGCAUAUGCGGUCGUCUUCCAUCCCGCUUUGACCACGCCCCACAUGGUUCAGGUACGUACUCUUCAGUGAGAAUCUACUUAUAAUCGCCUCAGCACCCAGAAUACGAUACAACCGGCAAGGGGAGGGCGAACUCCGCUCGGCUGAAAAUUGGGACUCAAACCGUCCAAAUCACGAACCACAACGUCGAAUUCAUGGUCGUGCCGCGACUGCCAAUGCCGUCCGGAAAAGGUCACUGCAUGUACAUUAAAGAGUGUCGUGAGAUGUUUUCAUUCGAUACCGAGCGAUUCGUGCACGGUGUUUGGAAGGUCGGCGUACAGUUUAUGACCCACCAGGAUCCGCAGGGGAUUUCCGGGCUACAGCCAAGCAGCAACAGCUAGGGAAGACUUUGACAGACUGGGAGACAAAGCAUCCACCGGCUACAACCAAACCUCCUCCAAAACUACGCUCGCCAUUCAAAUAUCAAGACCCAGAUGAACAAGAUCCUCAUGGAUAAGAAGGGUGCGGUAUCGUGAGCGUUAUGGGGGUGUGUUAAGCGUCCAACCAAAGCUUUUCAGCAAUAUCAAAGGCAAGCAGGUCGCCCCGAAGAUGCAACAGUGGGGGGCAUCGUUGGGAAGAACAUAACCUCUCCUCCUCCACGGCCAGGUGGUCUGUAUGGCGUGCCGGGUCAGCAGAACAUACCUUCUCCUCCAUGGCCUCUUCGGCUGGUCUCCCUGGGUUCAAGCUCAACCUGCUCAGGGGUCGGUCCGAUCAACAGUCUCUGUUCCAACCUACUAUUACACACAACCGCAGUCGCCUCGGCCAUCGUCGCCCCGGCCCCCCCCAAUUUCGUCUAGGAUUCCCCUUCGACUCAACUACGAGGGCAGUACAUUAUGCUGUCUCUACCUCCCUCUCGGCCUUCUCCUGGUUACUACGGUAUGCCAGACAACGAAAGGUGCCGCACAUAUUCGAACCAUGAAAGAAUAAAGCUCGCCUGUCGCGUCAGCAGAUGGAACGCAUGCCUCUGGAGGGAAUUCGUAUAAAGCGGGUGGCUCGAAGGCCGAUGGCAAAACGCAUGAUGUUAGCAUCACGACCGAUGGCGUUGCUGCUUGGUGCUUGAGAUUGCACGCGGAGGUGUUCAAUGAGGAGCUCAAGAGACCAGCUCUUGAACGAUCUCAUUCACCGUGCAGACCUUGCGCUAGCUGGCGGAUUCUCAGGAGGAAGAGCAGUUUUGGAAGAUGUCAGCAGCUAAAAGCACCUUCGACUACAAAGGAGGACCUUAAGCAUGCCAGACCUGCAUCGAGCGAUCCGCCCUUCAAGCCACCUACUUUUAAAACUUCCGGCGGGGUCCAGAAGCCAGGCCCCUACCAGACAUUUGGUUUCAGGAGGAGGCCGGCUGGUGAUCUAGACCUACAAAAGUUGUGUGAGCGCCAUGGUAUUGCCGUGCCUCCGGAUGCAAGGACUAUCGAGGAUAUCUGCGACAUCCUCAGUCAGCAAUCGCCAUUCCUACGCCGUUUGCGGCGAGGAACUUACGGAAGUUGAGCUGGUCACCUUCAAUUCCUGCGUAGGUGCAGCGAUGUGCGCCGAUUGCUGGAGUGGGUGGAUGACGGCGCGGCAGCAAAGUGAUCGGGCCAACAACUUCGCGUGCCCCAGCUGUGGAAAAGACACCUUGACUUUGGGCAGACAUGGGAGAGAUACAUCCGCGGAGACUAGCGUCGCCACCAGCAUGGUUUGUACUUGUGCGGGCUGUGGACGAGGACCCUUUUGGCCGACGUUAUAUGCGAAGCGGUACUCGAUAACCGCCCAGUAUAUCAUCGCAGACCCCGAGGGCUUCCAUCCUCAGUCCUUCCGCUAACCCCCUGCCUCCUAUCACAGAGUACAAUGAAACAGUGCGCUUCUUUGAUUGGGGUUGCUAUGUCGACACCGUGAGGUCAAUUUGCAGGCUCAUGAGCUUCUGGAAGACUUACAUUGGUCCCGCAACGGCGCCGGGUAAGCAGUUACUCGGAUCAUCGCAGAGCCUAUACUUUAUUCACAAUACAUCGGUGGGUCUGUGUGAACUAUGAGCCCGCGAAAACUCUUGUGAAACAAAUGGGAAGCCACGAAAAAGAAGGCAACAAACCGGGGGCCUUUGUGAGUAUGAACAGCAACAACACCAACACCAACACCAACACCCAACCAAUAUCCGGCCGAGGCCCUUCCAUCCGCCUCGCUAUCCCCCUAAGCCCUCGACAGAGUUUUUGCCGCCGGCGACGCUGUCGCAGAAGCGAAGUUGGCCCGUGACCGUGCCCGCGAGGCUCUUGACUCGCCGAGGAGGCCGUUUGGCAGGCGAUAUAUCGCCAAAACGCGGAGAGGGCGGCCCUCGAGGCGGUUAGCGCGGGGGGAACUAAUGAUGUGAUUCAAAUUUCUGCCUCAAAUCCCAUCUGAAGACAGAGAAUGGAUCAUGAUGAUGAUGAUGACUUCAUCCCGGAGGCUGGCAAUGGCAAUGGCAAUGGCGAGCAGCGAACACUGAGCAGUAUUGCCAACUGAAAAGACUCAAGUCGAUGGGUGCGUGCGUUGGAUUCCUUUGAAAUCUGGAGAUGCUCUCGGUUGUCAGUUUUAGAUUACAGUGGAUGGUAAUGAUGGUAGCCCACGAGGUAAUCGUUCCUGUUGAUAUCUCAUCUACUUUGAGAGCAUGCAUGUCGCCAUGGGACGUGUGGGUAAUGCGCUACACUUUGUCAAGAAUCAGCCAUCGCAUCACGUCACCUAGCCUUUCGCAGUA